This is a messenger RNA of Mauremys reevesii (Reeves's turtle), 4373 nucleotides long. RefSeq names its product transmembrane protein 87A-like. Gene Ontology annotation, cellular component: Golgi apparatus; membrane. The coding region runs from base 46 to 1893 and encodes 615 amino acids. The transcript is spliced from 20 exons. The record is from RefSeq and is a predicted model, not a curated record. NCBI's taxonomy places the organism in Eukaryota, Metazoa, Chordata, Testudines, Geoemydidae. Gene Ontology annotation, biological process: retrograde transport, endosome to Golgi.
CCCGGCCCCUGCCUGCCGGUCACGUGGUGCGGGGCCCGGAAGAGGAUGGCGGCGGCCGCGCGGCGGGGCGGCGGGGGGACGCGGCCUCUCUCCCUCCUGCUGCUCCUGGCGCUCGGGCCCGCGGCGGCCGGCGGGGCGGGGUCCGAGCCGGGGCGCUGGACCGUCACCCCCCGCAGCAACAGCACCAAGAACCUGUUUGUGUUCUCCAAGACGAUGUUCAACGGCUCCCUGAUCUCUCUCCAGGUGCUGUCGAAGUGCUCUCCGGGGGUGACCCUGAACGUGACUUGGUACCUGCGGAGCUCCCAUUGUCACAACGAAGUCUACAUGGACGAGAAGAGAGCAGAGACUUACCUGGCAAAUUACAAGACCGAGCUGGAGCCGAAGAGCUCUGGCCAGUACAUCCUACACUCGUAUAAACCCUUCAACUGCAGCGACACGGUCCCCCUCGAGCUGAAUGUAGAGAGUUUCGAGCUGCCCACCCGGCUGGAUCGCCUCACGAACUUGCAGCAGGCGACUGGGGUCCAGCGGCGCGGGACCGCGGGUGUGCAGCCCAAGGAUGCCGCCAAGGAUGCCGCAGGGAAGCCGAAGUCGUCUGCUGUUGAAUUGGCCAGUCCGCCUGGCAAAAAUCGAGAAGCAGCAGGGAAGCCGAGCGAAACCCAGGGAAAGAAACUGGGCCCAGGAGAGACUGACGGAGCCAAGAAAUUAAAAGCAGGGAGGCAGGGCAAAUCAGAGCUGUAUGCCUUAGCCGAGACCUGGGAGGACGGGCCCUACAUGUUCAUCCUGAAGAUUGAGGGGCAGAGCAAGGACCCAAAAGCUGCCUCGAACUGGGAGCUCACAAUUGACGUCCGGAUGAAGCACCCUUACUACCAGUACAUCUCCGCCUCCGAGUGGCCCCUCAUGGCGUUCUACAUGGCCAUGUGCAUCGUAUACGUGUUCUACGGGGUGCUGUGGCUGGGGCUGCUGGCCUGCUACUGGCGGGACAUCCUGCGCAUCCAGUUCUGGAUCGGGGGGGUCAUCCUGCUGGGCAUGCUGGAGAAGGCCGUCUUCUAUGCCGAGUUCCAGAGCAUCCAGAGCCAGGGGGUGUCUGUCCAAGGGGCCGUGAUCUUCGCCGAAGUGCUAUGUGCCGUGAAGCGCAUGCUGGCCCGCGUGCUGGUCAUCAUCGCCAGCCUGGGUUACGGCAUUGUCAAGCCGCGGCUGGGCGCCCUGCUGAACCGAGUGGUGGGCGUGGGGCUGAUGUACCUGCUCUUCUCCAUCAUUGAGGGCGUCCUGCGGGUGAAAUCGGACCAGGGUAGCCCGGUCACCCUGGUGUGCAACAUCUCGCUGGCCUUUGUCGAUUCCUGCAUCGUCUGGUGGAUCCUCAUCAGCCUGGUACAGACCAUGAAGCUCUUGAAGCUCCGGCGCAACACGGUGAAGCUGUCCCUGUACCGCCACUUCACCAACACCCUCAUCUUCGCCGUGAUCGCAUCCGUCAUCUUCAUCAUCUGGACCACCAAGACCUUCCGGCUCACCAAGUGCCAGUCGGACUGGCGGGAGCUGUGGAUCGACGACGCCUUCUGGAGGUUCCUCUUCUCCAUCAUCCUGCUGGUGAUCAUGUUCCUGUGGAGGCCCUCGGCCAACAACCAAAGAUACGCGUUUGUGCCGCUGGUGGAUGAAGGGAGCGAGGAAGAGGACGAGGAAGAGGAACAUAUGGUGAACGAGGCCUUUGAAGGGAUGAAGAUGAGGGGUGCAAAGAAUGAAGCCAACGGGAUCCUGAAAGGCAGCAGAGUGGAUGAAGAUUUGAAAUGGGUGGAGGAAAACAUCCCUUCGUCUAUGGCUGACGUGGUGCUACCCCCUCUGCUGGACUCCGAUGAGGAAAUAGUGACCACGAAAUUUGAAAUGUCCAAGAUGGAGUGAGAAAGGAAUCCGCCCAGUCGCGCUGCAGGAUACGCCCAGCUUCCCUCCGCAGCCCGUCGGGGAAGGAGAGUUGCUGGUGGUUUUUCUUUUAAUAUAUAUAUUUGUAUAUGGUUAAAAGAUUAUUUUAUUACCUUUAAGUUUCUAAUUCUCGGGCUUUAACGGACUGGGGAGCUCUCCCCUGCUAGCGGCCCCAGGAGAGCGCCCCCGUCUGGGGAGGAAGACCAGAAUGCACCUCGACCAGGAUCAGCUUCUUUCUCGGACUGGAUUAGGAAGGAAACUGCUUUCGGCCGCUCCGGGCCUCGGUCCCGCUGGGGAGCGGCGUUGGCUGGACACGUGCAAGUGGUUUUCUAACGGUCGGGGGGAGUGGCGGGGUGGGCAGGGUGGGGAGUGACAGGCAGACACGUAUUGGGUGCACUUGUGAGGGUGCCUGUCUUUCAGGGGUGGUGUCUAAAGGCCGGGGGUGUCUGCUAGGGGGUCGAUCUAAGUGGGAUGGGGUGCUUUUCUAUGGGAAGGCAGGCCGGGAGCUUUGUGUGGGGGCUGGGUGUGUAAGGGAAGGUGGGAGGCACGCUGGGUGCAGAUGGCAGUGAUGGGUGGCUGGCAGUGACAGGGGCAGGAAUGGGGCAGGGAGAACGUCUGGCUCUUCUGGGGCUGCAGGCGAGGUUUGCCCCGCACCUGCCCCUCUCCUCCAGCGUUGCUCCUGCACAGACAGAGCUGGCAUCGGUUGGGAGCACCAGACCCUUCGCAUUCUGCUGCCAAGACCGGGACACUUCCUCUUUCCAGCCCAGAGAGCCUGAGAGAACCCACGUGCCAUGUGCAUCCACCACCGGGCGCUGGGGAGGGGACACCGCCACACUGCGAUGCAUGCCGGGAUCCGGCUCGGCGGUAACUCUGAACGUGGGAUUCUCCGGGUGGCUGCACCGUGGCCUGGCAUCGGCGGGCAUCCCAGGUGCUGCCAUGGGCAGUGUCUGGCACAGCGCGUCCUCCCUGAGCCUCUUUGACUCCAGCGGGGGCCACUCGGGGUUUUCUCUGCCAACUGGGCACCCGCCGAGGCGGAUGGAGUGCCAGGGCUUGCCUGCCCCGGAGCCGCUGCCCUCUUCUCCAACAUCACUCCCAGCUGGCACAGCGGUCGCACCAAGAGACCUAGCCAAGAUCCGCUGACGCCCCUGCGGCCAGAGAGGGAGAGACGCCUGAUCCGUGCCGGGGCCCCCAGUUCUGAAACUGACACGGGUCACUACGCGGUGCCCAUUGCCAGGGCGAACACGUGCCUGGUGCUUGCUUCAGGCUGCGCCCGGCUGUGAACUGGACCUGGCUCGGACUGGGUAACGACCAGGGACCCGGAGCCCCCGUGCGACCCUGCCUGCAGUGCCCACCCGGUCCCCGGCGUCGCUGGGCUGCCUGCCUCUCUCGCCCGGCUAAGCAGCUGUUUGGUGACUGUCGUGCUGACGAGCCAGCGAGCUGGAAAAUCAAUCGCCUGCUGCUUCGCCCUCUGCCAGCAGGAGCGGGGCUGUGAUUGGUCGUGUCUGAUCUUGCGGACAGACACCCCCCGCUCCCCCAAAUCUCCCUCUCCUCAGGCCUGAGCCAGCAGGAUAUUAACUACACUACGCAGCUCGGCCCUGGAGCCCAACCGAACCUGCGCUGUCCCUGUGCCCCUAGGGGGCCCUCGCAGAACUGAGGGCGGCCCGUGCGUGGCAGCCAGCCAGGGGCCACCCGCCGGACCGUUGAGCAGCCCCCUCUUGCAGGUGCGACUCCCCAAUCUCUCCCGCAGGCGAUGCCCCAGUCUGGCUUCACCCAGCAAAUGGCGGGAGUGGUGGAGCCAGGUCGCUCCCCAGUCUAUCGGGAGGGGGUGACUCCUCUGAGCCUUUAGAAAUUGACACUGAUGGCCUGGCGCAUCCUCUCCUAUAACCCACCCACACACUCCAUUAGCCUGGCAUGUCCUCGCCCUAUAGCUCCACCAUCUCCUCGCCCUAUAACCCCAGAACCUUUCCCUAUUGAAAUUCAAUAAGCCUCUGCAUCCCACAUGCCAGCCUGCGCCCCCCGGAUCCCAGUUUGACCUACAUUAAGGGCUGCCAGUCCCACUCCGCCUCCCCUGCCCGUUCCACACCGACCUGCAUCCCGCCCCACGUGCUUGACAUCUUCCGCAGCGGCGCCUUCUCCUCCAUUUUGUGUUUACGUUGAUUUCACCUGCCUGGAGCCAGAUCUGUCCCCGAUCUCAUGUCUCCCCGGGAGAUCUUCCUUUUCCCGUCUCCCCGUUUCCUUCCAGCUCUGGCUGCGCCAGGAGGCUCCCACGCCCGCUGACUUAAUUUUAAACUGUGAAAUGCUUUACAGGCUGUCGGGCGGGGCAAAUUCUGCCCCCAUCACUGGCCAUUUUUUUUGGAGGGGGCGCUCGAUUUCGGGGAGCACGGUGUAUUGCUUUGCUUUGCCGGGAGGGGACUCUGUUUGUGUUACAUCCACUAAUGGUAAAAAGAUGUCACGAUUCGAAA